GCGACGUUGAGAGGAGUGUAAUGAUUAGCAGCUCAGAACCAGGAACAGCCGAGGCGCUACAAACUCACUGUGCUGGAGAGGGUAACACUCCAGCCUUAGACAAAUGUUUUGACCUUCAGCGAACCGGAGGGUUUACCUCUCGAGGCCAAGCAGAACAACGUAUUUUACCUGAAAGGACAUUUUGUAUUUUUCCUUGGUGCUUUCUUUGAGGGAUUUCCACAUCUUCACGCACAACACCAGGCCGGGGGGAUAACCUAGCUAGCGAGCAAGUGGAGAGGUUUUGUCCCAGAAUGGACGCAGGAGUUGUGACUGAAAAGAAAAGGGUGAGCUCGGAGCGCAGAAAAGAGAAGUCCCGGGAUGCAGCGCGAUGCCGAAGGGGGAAGGAGUCGGAGGUGUUCUACGAGCUGGCUCAUCAGCUGCCCCUGCCCCACAAUGUCACGUCCCACCUGGACAAGGCCUCCAUCAUGAGGCUGACCAUCAGCUUCCUGCGAAUGAGGAGCCUGCUGGCCAGCGAUGAGGAACCAGAGAAGCGGUCCGAGUCUGAUCUGGACUCCCAGCUUAACAGUUUCUACCUGAAGGCCCUGGAGGGGUUCCUCAUGGUGCUGUCCGAGGACGGCGACAUGGUCUACCUGUCGGAGAACAUCAGCAAAUGCAUGGGCCUCACCCAGCUUGACCUGACGGGACACAGUGUCUUUGACUUCACGCACCCCUGUGACCAUGAGGAGAUGCGCGAGAUGCUCAUACACAGAACAGGCCCCGCCAAGAAGGCCAAGGAGCUGAACACUGAGCGCAGCUUCUUCCUGCGCAUGAAGUGCACACUCACCAGUAGGGGGCGAACCGUCAACAUCAAGUCUGCCACGUGGAAGGUGCUCCACUGCAUGGGACACGUGCGCGUGUUCGAGAGUCCUGAGAGCGAGGGCCAGAACGGCUGCGGGUACAAGGAGCCGCCCGUCCCGUACCUCAUCCUGAUCUGCGAGCCCAUUCCGCACCCCUCCAACAUUGAGGUGCCGCUGGACAGCAAGACCUUCCUGAGCCGCCACACCCUGGACAUGAAGUUCUCCUACUGCGAUGAGAGGAUCACAGAGCUGAUUGGCUAUGAGCCAGAGGAGCUCCUGAACCGCUCCAUGUACGAGUAUUACCACGCCCUGGACUCGGACCACCUCACCAAGGCGCACCACAACUUGUUUGCAAAGGGUCAGGUGACCACAGGACAGUACCGCAUGCUGGCGAAGAGAGGGGGCUUUGUGUGGGUGGAAACUCAGGCCACCGUCAUCUACAACACCAAGAACUCCCAGCCACAGUGCAUCGUGUGCGUCAACUACGUGCUCAGCGGUGUGGUGGAGGGUGAUCUGGUGCUGUCUCUGCGGCAGACGGAGACUGAGCUGGAGCCAGCGGAGGCGCUGAGCCCAGAGGCCGACAUGGACAAGCUGUUUACCAGGCAGGAGGAGGCAGAGGACACAGAGAGCCUGUACGACAAACUGAAGGAGGAGCCUGAGGCGCUGACCCUGCUGGCCCCUGCCGCUGGAGACACCAUCAUCUCCCUGGACUUCACCAACACAGCAGACUCUGACAUCCAGAUGCUGAAGGAGGUGCCCCUCUACAAUGACGUCAUGCUGCCGGCCUCCAGCGAGAAGCUGCCUGCUGCCAAGCCCCUGGUCAGCGAGGGCGAGGCCAAAAUAGAGCCACGUCCCCGGGACUUCGCCGGUGCCUCCAGCUCCCCCUCAGGGCCCAGCACUGGCCGCAGCUCUCCUGAGCCCAGCAGCCCAGCAGACUACUGCUUCCAGGUGGACUCUGACCUCUGCAGCGAGUUUAAGCUGGACCUGGUAGAGAAGCUAUUCGCCAUGGACACUGAAGCCAAGACCCCAUUCACCACAGAGGACAUGGAGGACCUGGACCUGGAGAUGCUGGCCCCCUACAUCCCCAUGGAUGACGACUUCCAGCUGCGCACGCUGUCCCCCGAGGAACUGCUCCCCUGCAGCCCACCGACAGAGGGCCCCACUGAGGCCAAGAAAGAGCCCUGCGCCCCAUCCCCCCUGCACCUCCUGCACGAGGUGUGCACUUCCCCGUGCCCCACCCCGGCCGACGCCUUACUCGCCAAGAGGGUUAUGGCGCCAGACAAAGAGCUUCCUCCCAAGAUGCCGAGCUUCCAGAGCAGCCCGAGGAAGAGGAAGCUGCCGGAGGCCAUCUCGCUGUCUGAGGCUGUGGGACUGGGUGCUUUGCUCCAGGGUGGUACAGACCCUGCAGAGGAGGGGAAGAGAGCCAAAGUUGUGGAGGCCGGCAGCUCGGAGGCAUUUGCCACACAUAAGACCAUCUUGUUACUGCCCUCUGACCUGGCGAGCCGCCUGCUGAGCGGCGGUCUCCCGCAGCUGACUCGGUACGACUGCGAGGUCAACGCCCCCGUCCUGGGCCGCCAGCACCUUCUGCAGGGCGAGGAGCUGCUGCGUGCCCUGGACCAAGUCAACUGAGCUCCGCCCCCCGCUGCCCAGUACCGGACACUGCAGCCCCGCCCCCUGAAAUCCCCCUAUUUAUAUUUUCUAUACUCAGUUCUUCUACAAUCCAGCUGUCGUUUCAAUCCUUGCACACAGUGUAUCUAGAUGAGCUUUCCCCUGCUAACCGUUCUCACCAAACAUGUGGUCACCAGUUAAUUGCCCCGCCCUCAUGCUUCCCCCCUCCAGUCGCACAACUAUAUAUUUUCUUACAAGAGAUUACCAGCGUACCAUGCAAUAUACUAAAGCGUUUUUUGGAACAUUUAACGAGGUUGAACAAUUCUGUUUUUAUCUUCUUUUUUUGGGUUGUUUCUUUGUUUCGUAUUUUUUCUUGAUAAGUGGUGCAGUACAACAGGUGCUGGCUGCACCUGAGCAGGUCCGGCCCCGACUGAACGCUCAACGGUUUCGGUUCGAACGCCGGCAUGACAUUUAUGCAGCUCGCCUGUCACAGUGGAGAACAUGUCACUCGAUUCGCGCAUCUGUACGCGAGUGUGUCUAUGUGUGCGUGUGUGCGCUUAGAUCGCAGUAACUUUUAGAAUGGCAGAGGUGGUAUGUAGAAUUAUCAAGGAAAGUCUUGAAAGUCUUGGAAAAAAUUUUAAAAAUUAAAAAAAACAAGGAAAUCAUUUUAAAGGAAAAGGGUAAACUUGCUGGCUGUUGGGUUUUUGUCAUGGGAAGUUCUGGCAAAUUUAUAGAUGAAUUAUGAAAUAGUUUUAUAUUUUUAGCAGUCGUUUUUUGCCGGCUCAAAUCAUCCUCACAGUAGACGUGAAACUCCAUGCUUAACUGUAUCAGGCGAGUAUCAAUGUUAUGCUUACUUAGUGUGUUUUAGAUUAAUCAUGCUGAGCUGUUUUCUGUUCUACAAUUCAAAGUGUAAUGGCACAGAUCAAGUUUGUUUCUCAUGUUUCUCGUCACCUUCAUGCUUCUUUGUCGAUGAUCUCAACAUUACUGCAACAUACUGCUAUUAUAAGACUAUUAUUUUUUCUGUCCUGUAGGUAAAAGAUUUUCUAAUAUGGUUGUGUCAUAGUAUAACCUGAUCUUUAUCCAUCUCUCUGCAGUCUGUGGUUUGUUCAUCUUAACACUAAGUGUAUCGUUUCAUUACAUUAGUAAACAACGAAUGUG
Messenger RNA from Megalops cyprinoides (Indo-Pacific tarpon), 3602 nucleotides. RefSeq names its product hypoxia-inducible factor 1-alpha-like. The record is from RefSeq and is a predicted model, not a curated record. Gene Ontology annotation, cellular component: nucleus. Gene Ontology annotation, molecular function: protein dimerization activity; RNA polymerase II transcription regulatory region sequence-specific DNA binding; DNA-binding transcription factor activity, RNA polymerase II-specific. The transcript is spliced from 15 exons. The coding region runs from base 291 to 2465 and encodes 724 amino acids. Gene Ontology annotation, biological process: regulation of transcription by RNA polymerase II; cellular response to hypoxia. NCBI's taxonomy places the organism in Eukaryota, Metazoa, Chordata, Actinopteri, Elopiformes, Megalopidae.